Molecule: messenger RNA, 1387 nt
Organism: Rosa rugosa (rugosa rose)
Lineage: Eukaryota; Viridiplantae; Streptophyta; Magnoliopsida; Rosales; Rosaceae
Product: bifunctional nitrilase/nitrile hydratase NIT4A
Exons: 5
Coding region: 47-1177 (376 amino acids)
Biological process (GO): detoxification of nitrogen compound
Molecular function (GO): nitrile hydratase activity; nitrilase activity
Source: RefSeq, a predicted model, not a curated record
AAAAAAAAAAAACAACCACAAGAAGAAGAGAAACUCAAUCUUGGUAAUGCAACGUGCGGAAGUAAAGACAGAGAGAUUCCAGCCUCCAAAUACUGAUUGGUCUGAAACUGAGAGAGACCAAAUGGCUCUGGUACCCUCAUCUGCACCUGUGAACGAGAGCCCAGUGAUCACCGAGGUUGACAUGGGCGGCGACGACUCCACACCCACCGUCCGAGCCACCGUCGUCCAAGCCUCCACCGUCUUCUACGACACUCCUGCCACUCUAGAUAAGGCUGAGAGAUUGUUGGCUGAAGCAGCUGGGUAUGGAUCGCAGCUGGUUGUGUUUCCGGAAGCAUUUGUGGGAGGGUAUCCGCGCGGCUCCAAUUUCGGGGUUGCGAUUGGGAACAGAACUGCCAAGGGGAAAGAAGAGUUCCGAAAGUAUCAUGCCGCAGCCAUUAAUGUGCCUGGUCCUGAAGUUGACCGGUUGGCAUCAAUGGCUGGAAAAUAUAAGGUAUUCUUGGUAAUGGGUGUGAUAGAGAAAGAAGGGUAUACACUUUAUUGUACUGUUCUGUUUUUUGAUUCUCAAGGUUGCUACCUGGGAAAGCACCGAAAAAUAAUGCCAACAGCAUUAGAGCGAAUCAUUUGGGGAUUUGGAGAUGGAUCCACAAUUCCUGUGUUUGAUACUCCAAUUGGAAAAAUAGGUGCUGCCAUUUGUUGGGAAAAUAAGAUGCCACUUUUAAGGACAGCAAUGUAUGCUAAAGGCAUUGAAAUAUAUUGUGCUCCUACAGCUGAUUCUAGGGAUCUAUGGCAAGCGUCAAUGACCCAUAUUGCUUUAGAAGGUGGGUGCUUUGUCUUAUCAGCUAACCAAUUCUGUCGAAGGAAAGACUAUCCCCCUCCACCAGAGUAUAUAUUUUCAGGCACGGAAGAGGAACUUACUCCUGAUUCUGUUGUCUGUGCUGGAGGCAGUGUCAUCAUAUCACCGUCAGGGACUAUACUUGCUGGGCCCAAUUAUGACGGGGAGGCACUCAUCUCAGCAGAUCUUGAUAUUGGAGAUAUAGCAAGGGCGAAGUUUGAUUUUGAUGUGGUAGGACACUAUGCACGGCCUGAAGUGCUUAGCUUGAUAGUGAGGGACCAUCCAGCAAAUCCGGUUACUUUUACAUCAGCCUCAGCGAAGACAGAAGUCUCAGACAAAUCAUAAUUGAAUUUGCCAGCUCCUCACUAGGGUAGUUUGCAAAAUGCAGGCUUGUUCACAACUGUGAAUUGUACCCCAAAGUUGAUGGGAUUAUGUACUUGCUUACUUUGUACUAAAAUCAACUUUAGAGACGAAAUUUCUUCCUUGCUGUACCACCUAAUUUUAAUCCUUUCUUGAAUAUCUAAAGAAAAGAGAGCAGUAUAUCCUUUGCUUGUA